Messenger RNA from Bactrocera oleae (olive fruit fly), 2093 nucleotides. RefSeq names its product mahogany (gene mah). Lineage: Eukaryota; Metazoa; Arthropoda; Insecta; Diptera; Tephritidae. Gene Ontology annotation, molecular function: amino acid transmembrane transporter activity. The record is from RefSeq and is a predicted model, not a curated record. Gene Ontology annotation, biological process: amino acid transmembrane transport. Gene Ontology annotation, cellular component: membrane.
AUGCACAUGUGCACAAGUAUAUAAAAACAUGGUUUAAAGCCGACAGGCUUUUAAAUUGCGCUCACUACUGCUGGAGGAUCAAAUUACUUGCAACAGUUUUAAGCACACACCACUAAGUAAUGACUCGUCACUGGGUUGAGCGAAUUCACCACAAAUGAACAAAUUGUUGGUAUGUAUACGGACACAUAGAUAAGUAUUUAUGUUUAACGGUAAUGCGUUGCAUAGAGUUUGUAGACUGAGAGCAAUUUUCUAAUGCAAACUAUACAUCAGUUGCUCGCCUUAACUGAAACUGUGCAGUUGCAUCGCUCCGAAUCGCCACAUAUCGGGUAUUCACGAUAAGAAAUUUUAUUGGCUGAGAUGCAAAUUCCAAAAUAAACGGUAUUUUUGUUUACAAUAUACACACACACACACAUACCGUCGUGCACCAUGUUUUUCAAGCGUCGUCAGAAGUCUGCAUUGCGACCGUCGAGAGCAUACUACCACUCCAAUGAGCCGCCUUCCAUUCAGUCCCAUAAUGAUCAGCGGCCGUUUUUGUCACGUGCACGCUUCAGUGCCCUGCCACAUUUACACAAAAUCGAGGAAAAAGAGAAUUUAACCCUCUUCAUUGCAAUCCUUUAUGUCGUCGAUUUAUUCGGUGUGCUCCCAUUAAUAACGCUCCCGGCACUGCUGGUGCAAUUAGGUGUCCUUGGCAUACCUAUUGUCUUGUCCGUUAUAGUGCUACAAAUAUACACUUCGUUUUUACUCAGUCAGUGCUGGAUUAUGGCUGAGUCCUUCGAUCCAUCGAUAUCACAAAAGAGCAGAUAUCCCUAUGCCGCUAUUGCCGAUUUAGCUUAUGGACCCUGCCUGAGCUUGUUCGUGCGAAUCUUGCUCGAUAUAAGUAUAUUUGCGACGGCCAUACCAAGUCUACUGUUAGCAGCGCAAAAUCUGGAACUUGUCGGCAAGCGCAUAACGGAUAAUGAGUUCUCCUUCUCCUUUUGCUACUGGGUUAUUGUAAUAGGAGUAUUUUGCUGUCCGCUGAUGUGGCUACGCAGUCCCAAACAUAUGCGGGGACUGACGAUUUUCUCGCUUGUUGUACUCGUUGUAAUUGUGCUUCUUUUGUGGUUUUGCCUUUUCACAUCCGCACCGCUGGGCAAACCCUUCGAAGGUGUCAGCUUAGAAUUGCCAUCGUUAUUGGCUUUGCUGAAUGGUUAUAGCAUUUUGGCUUUCCAGUUUGACAUCCACCCCAUGUUACUUACCUUGCAAAUCGAUAUGCAGCAGAGAUCUCAAGUUUACUGGGCCGCCUUCAGUGGCAUCACAAUAACAUGCAGCAUAGCCAUCUUCGGUUCCAUUAUUGCGGUAUAUAAAUUCGGUUCAAUGAUCGCGGAUAAUCUUUUGGAGACAUUGCCGAAGAGUGUGGCGUUAUAUAUUCUGCUUAUACUUAUGGCAUUGCAGUUGUGUUUUUCAAUUAUUGUCGGCAGUUCUGCCAUGUUUUUACAAAUUGAAAAUUAUCUGCGUAUCAAUGAAGCUUUCUCAUGGAAACGCAUUGCACUCCGUUCCACCGUUGUCGGUCUUGAAGUGCUCAUAGCCGAAUUUGUACCCAGUUUUGAUGUACUCAUGGAUAUCGUAGGCGGCACGAUUAUUGCACCAUUGGUUUUUAUACUACCGCCGUUACUAUAUAGACGCAUAAGCCAAAUGAAAAGCAUACAUCAGCGCGUUGCAACCGAGUCGGCAUAUGGCAGUAUACCACUCGAUUUGAACUUCGAGCCCGUGCAUACGGAUAUGGAGCAGCUAUUGAUGCUGGAACAGCAACAGCGUCGUGGUGUGUCGCUUUCUUGGCGAUUAAGAUUCCAUAAAUGCUGGUUACAAAUUUCAAAAUAUUGGCAUCGUCUGAAAUGCGAUUUGACGUUGUCGCUGUCGGUGAUGCUUUUCGGUGCGGCAGCGACUAUAAUUUCCACAUAUUUGAAUAUAUUUAGUAUUCAUGAUCUAUUCCGAUACGAGGCAACAUGUUUCUUUAAUAUGACAAAAGAUAUUUCCAAAACUCAGAAACAUUAAAUAUUUAUAAGCAUGACGUCUUCUCUUUAUUAUUUAAUAUAUUUUUUUAAUUUUUGUAGCAA